Messenger RNA from Nothoprocta perdicaria, 700 nucleotides. RefSeq names its product translocase of inner mitochondrial membrane 9 (gene TIMM9). Lineage: Eukaryota; Metazoa; Chordata; Aves; Tinamiformes; Tinamidae. The coding region runs from base 212 to 481 and encodes 89 amino acids. The transcript has 4 exons. The record is from RefSeq and is a predicted model, not a curated record.
AGACUUGCAUUAAAAAAGGCAAUGCCCAGCUUUCAAAUUAUAUUGUAAUUGCAUUGCAACUUACAACUGUGGCUGAGAAAAAUAGAAUUGAAGCUGUGUCCAGCUGAGGCUUGAACCUGCUGGAGUUGUGUGAGCUGCUGCAUUUGAAGCUCUGUCAUCAUAUAGUGCAGGUGUCAGCCAAAAUAGGCAACUGAACCGGAGACAGUAGAAUAUGGCUGGACAAAUAUCGGAAUCUGAUCAGAUUAAGCAGUUCAAAGAGUUUCUGGGAACAUACAAUAAACUCACAGAAAACUGCUUCCUGGAUUGCGUGAAGGAUUUCACAAGCAGAGAAGUGAAACCAGAAGAGAUAACCUGCUCAGAACACUGCCUACAGAAGUAUUUGAAGAUGACACAAAGGAUCUCCAUGCGAUUUCAAGAGUACCACAUUCAGCAGAACGAAGCUCUGGCAGCUAAAGCAGGAUUGCUUGCCCAGCCGCGUUAGACAAGAGUGCUCUGUUCAGACUUUUUAAGCAGUGCCAAUGUUCACUGGACAAGAACACAUUUUGGAUUUUCAGCUUUCGGGAUGUGUGUCCAGCAGCUCAGAAGGGAGUUACAGAUGCUGCUUGGAAGAUGGAAACCGUGAAGAGUUACCCAAGGAGUUAUGGGGGCUGAAGUGCAGUCUGGUUCUGAGGUCCUGGUGAGGACACAAAAAAAAAAAAAA